GUCUUUCUCCUUUCUGGCUUUCUUCUAGCUUUCUCCCACUCACUCUUCUUCAUCUGCUGCAAUGGAGAGGAUUACUCUGAAGCUGCCUCUCUUUCCCGCUAAGAUGAGCUCUGGAUCUUUCUCAGCUGUUGGGUUCCCUACACCAUGCCUGAAGAACCCAUCUCCCCAUCAAUCCCGAAGGAUUAUGGUUACAAGGGCAGCUAUUGCUGUCGAGCAGAUGACGCAAACGAAGGUCUCCCUUGUAAGAAUAGGCACAAGAGGAAGCCCACUGGCCCUGGCACAGGCCCAUGAAACCAGGACCAAACUUAUGGCCACACAUUCUGAGUUGGCUGAAGAAGGAGCCAUAGAAAUUGUGGUUAUCAAGACCACAGGAGAUAAAAUUCAAAGCCAACCACUUGCUGAUUUAGGAGGAAAGGGCUUAUUCACAAAAGAGAUAGACGAGGCCCUCUUGAAUGGGGAAAUUGACAUAGCUGUACACUCAAUGAAAGACGUUCCUACUUAUUUACCUGUUGGAACAAUUUUGCCUUGCAACCUUCCACGCGAGGAUGUCCGGGAUGUAUUCAUUUCAUCAAGUGCAGUUUCCCUUGCAAGGCUUCCGGCUGGAAGUAUUGUUGGUACAGCUUCCCUCAGAAGAAAGUCACAAAUACUAUACAGAUAUCCAUCACUGAAAGUGGAGGAAAAUUUCAGAGGGAAUGUACAGACACGAUUGAGAAAAGUUAGGGAAGGAGUCGUACAAGCAACCUUGUUGGCAUUGGCUGGGCUAAAACGCCUAGAGAUGGAAGAUAAUGCCACAAACAUCAUACCUGUUGAUGAAAUGCUUCCAGCUGUUGCUCAAGGGGCCAUUGGGAUUUCAUGUCGAAGCAAUGACAAAAAGAUGGCUUAUUACAUAGCUUCACUGAAUCAUGAGGAGACCAGAUUAGCAGUGGCAUGUGAGCGGGCCUUUCUUGAGACCCUAGAUGGGUCAUGUAAAACACCAAUUGCUGGCUAUGCAUAUCGAGACAAAGAAGGGUAUUGUGUUUUUAGAGGACUGGUGGCUUCUCCUGACGGAACCCAAGUGUUUGAGACUUCAAGAAGAGGUCCAUAUACACUAGAAGAUAUGAAGUUGAUGGGAAAGGAUGCUGGCAAAGAAUUGCUUUCGCAGGCUGGUGCUGAUUUCUUUGAUCAUCUCAAAAGACAGUAGUAAAGAAGGGUUAAGAUAAACAGAAGACGAAUUGGUUUUCUGGGCUGGUACCUGUCUCUGGCUUUGCUGUCAAUUUUUCUGGGUGUAUCCAAAAGGGAUAAUUCAUCAUUUUGAGCUGUUUGUAUUUUUUAACUGUAGUGGGUAUGUUUGUUUGUUUGUUGUAUUUUUAGGCGAAACAUUUUACAAUUAUUUAGAAAUUGAAGAGGGAUUAGAUUUUCAUUUCUGGACCUGAGAGGGAUUAGAUUA
This is a messenger RNA of Telopea speciosissima, 1426 nucleotides long. Its product is annotated as porphobilinogen deaminase, chloroplastic. The record is from RefSeq and is a predicted model, not a curated record. The transcript has 5 exons. Gene Ontology annotation, molecular function: hydroxymethylbilane synthase activity. Gene Ontology annotation, biological process: heme biosynthetic process. Gene Ontology annotation, cellular component: cytoplasm. Bases 62 to 1180 code for a protein of 372 amino acids. NCBI's taxonomy places the organism in Eukaryota, Viridiplantae, Streptophyta, Magnoliopsida, Proteales, Proteaceae.